AUGGCUAACACUUUCUUCAACUUUUUCAUGCUCUUCCUAUCUCUCACUGCAGGCUUAUGCUAUGCCAAAGAUGCAACCGGAGGAGGAAAAAAACGAAAGCCUUUGGCUCCGGCCAUGUUUGUUUUUGGCGAUUCAUUGAUCGACAGUGGCAACAACAACAACUUGCCUUCUUUUGCUAAAGCCAAUUACUUUCCCUACGGUAUCGAUUUUAAAAACGGCCCCACCGGAAGAUUCUCCAACGGCUACACCAUGGUCGACACCAUCGCUGAGUUGCUUGGACUUCCGUUGAUCCCUCCUCACUCGGAGGCCUCCGGCAAACAAAUGAAACGUGGAGUUAAUUUUGCGUCUGCUGCUUCUGGAAUUCUAGACAUCACAGGAAGAAAUUUUAUGAGGCGAAUACCAUUCAACCAGCAGAUCGGAAACUUCGAGGACACUCUCGACCAGCUCACGGGCACCCUCGGAGCUAACGAGAUGGCCCAUCAUCUGUCGAGGUGCAUUUUCUUCAUCGGAAUGGGUAGCAACGACUACCUCAACAACUACCUCUUGCCCAACUACGACACCAAGAAUCAAUACGAUGGUCAACAAUACGCUGAUUACCUAGUCAAACAAUAUUCCCAGCAGCUCACUAGAUUGUACAAUCUAGGAGCUAGGAAGUUCGUGAUAGCCGGAUUAGGGCAAAUGGGCUGCAUCCCGAGCAUUCUAGCACAGAGCAGGACUGGGUUGUGCAACGAGGACGUGAACAAACUCGUUGCCCCGUUCAACUUCAACACGAAGGUCAUGAUAAACAACCUAAUCCGAAAUCUUCCCGGUAUCCGAUUCUCCUACAUUGACAUCAACAAGAUGUUCAGUGAUCUCCUGGCUAAUGCCAGGUCAUAUGGUUUCACUGUUGUGAACCGUGGGUGUUGUGGAAUUGGGCGGAACAGGGGACAGAUAACUUGUCUCCCGUUUCAGAGGCCGUGCCUUGAUAGGAACCGGUUCAUUUUCUGGGACGCGUUUCACCCGACCGAGGCCGUGAAUGUCUUGUUAGGGAGGAAGGCCUUCAAUGGCAGUAGUGAUGUUGUUUAUCCUGUCAAUAUAGCACAACUUGCUCGUCUUUGAAGUUUAAUGUUUUUUUUUGUUGUGAUUUGUAGGUGCUAAUUUUGUGUCUUUUAUAAGAAAACAUAUGUUGUUUCUAUUUCAA
Messenger RNA from Salvia hispanica, 1180 nucleotides. Its product is annotated as GDSL esterase/lipase At1g71691-like. NCBI's taxonomy places the organism in Eukaryota, Viridiplantae, Streptophyta, Magnoliopsida, Lamiales, Lamiaceae. Gene Ontology annotation, molecular function: hydrolase activity, acting on ester bonds. The record is from RefSeq and is a predicted model, not a curated record.